Molecule: messenger RNA, 1165 nt
Organism: Pocillopora verrucosa
Lineage: Eukaryota; Metazoa; Cnidaria; Anthozoa; Scleractinia; Pocilloporidae
Source: RefSeq, a predicted model, not a curated record
AUGGAUGCUGCUGGUAUAACCAUGUCUCUAAGUGAGGGUCUUCAUAAGUGGAUGUUAUUUCCUGCUGUUCAAAGAUUGAUGGAUAUUACAGUCCAUUGCAAUGCCAAAUUAGUUAGCUGUGGUGAGGCUGAUAUAUGUGUGCAGUGUCUGCUUCAAAUAAAAAUGAACAGCUCUCCUUAUUUGGACUAGGUUAUAGCUCAUAUGGGGUCUCAUUUCCACCAGGUUUUUAUUCGUAAGUUGCUGUCUGCUGCACUCAAAGAAUACACAGUUAGUGAUUCCCCAGGGGGAGGGGUUGGUGAUACUUUUGUCAUGACCCCCACUGUAGUGCAUGUUCUGACAUACUUUUGUCUUCAACAUUCCCAAGAAGUCAAGAAUAACCUGCUGGCCAUGUUUCAUGUAAGUGAAGCUGUUCUUGCUCUCUCUUAGUUUUAAAGCAAAGUAAAAAAACUAAAUCGAGACAUGUUUUACGGGAGUCAAAAAAAGCCAGCAAUGGGGCAAAGCAACUCCUUCGGGAGUCAAACAAACUCAGCAAUGGGACAUGACAACUCCUUCGGGUGGCAAACAAACCCAGCAAUGGGGAAAUACAACUCCUUCGGGAGGCAAACAAACCCAGCAAUGGGGAAAUACAACUCCUUCUGGAGGCGAACAAACCCAGCUAUGGGACAAUACAACUCCUUCUAGAGGCGAACAAACCCAGCAAUGGGAUAAUACAACUCCUUCGGGAGGCAAACAAACCCAGCAAUGGGACGAUAUAUACAACUCCUUCUGUAGGCGAACAAACCCAGCAAUGGGACAAUACAACUCCUUCUGGAGGCGAACAAACCCAGCAAUGGGGCAAUACAACUCCUUCUAGAGGCGAACAAACCCAGUAAUGGGGCAAUACAACUCCUUCUGGAGGCGAACAAACCCAGCAAUGGGGCAAUAGAACUCCUUCUGGAGGCGAACAAACCUAGCAAUGGGACAAUACAACUCCUUCGAGAGGCAAACAAACCAAGGAAUGGGACAAGAUAACUCCUUCGGGAGGCAAACAAACCCAGCAGUGGGGAACAAAAUUUACUUACUAUGCCAUAACCUUGUGAAUUUUGCCAAAAUUAACUCUAGAACGCCAGAUUAUUUGUGCAAACAAUAUAAACAACUGUGUAUUUCAAUAAAUGCAUUAAUGAAA